UCAUUUGUGGGUCCAGUCUGGUGUGGAAGCAGGUUGGAAGAUGGCGCUCAACAUGCGGGGUUCUUUGAUGGCUCUGCUUCUUCUAGGAACUGACGUGCUCAUCAGUAUUCAUGCUCAAGAGACCAGUUUUUCCGAGGCAUCGACCAGCAAGUCCUGCAAAUGUGGCUGUGAUGGAGGCGAAUCUCCAACAGAGUUUUCCAUCAUGGGGUCUGGCUCUAUGGUGAGAGGAGUGGAUUGCAUGCCAGAGUGUCCGUAUCAUCGGCCUCUGGGAUUUGAGGCAGGAUCUGUGAGUGCAGACCAAGUCACCUGCUCCAACCAGGAUCAGUACACCGGCUGGUUCUCCUCAUGGCUCCCAAGCAAUGCCAGGCUCAACAGCCAAGGUUUCGGGUGUGCAUGGCUUUCCAAAUUCCAGGACAACAGUCAGUGGCUCCAGAUCGACCUGCAGGAGGUGAUGGUUGUCUCAGGCAUCCUCUCCCAGGGCCGCUGUGAUGCUGACGAGUGGGUCACCAAGUACAGUGUUCAGUACCGCACAGACGAGAAGCUCAACUGGAUUUAUUACAAAGAUCAAACUGGAAACAACAGGGUUUUUUAUGGAAACUCUGACCGCUCUUCAUCCGUCCAGAACCUCCUGCGGCCACCCAUUGUUGCACGUUACAUCCGCAUUCUCCCUCUGGGAUGGCACACUCGCAUUGCUCUGCGCCUGGAAUUGCUGCUGUGCAUGAAGAAAUGCAUGUGAACCCUGAAACCCUCUGAAGCAUUGUCCCAAACCCUGUGUGGUGUUUGAUCAUGUAUUCUUCCCCUGAAUAGCAAAUCGACCCAGAAAUAUUCACAACCCCGAGCGCUGUUACAUCCAACAUGCUUCCAUGAAAACAGCUCUGUUUGAUAUGUAUGAUAAGCUUUCAUUCAGCCCGCUCCACAUUGUCUCCCACUGGGCCUCUAUUUUCAAGAGUUCUCAAUUGGUGGCUCAGUUUGCAGUGAAAUGGCAUAAAUUCAAAGCAAUAAUUAGUGGUUGAGCAGAAGAGGCAGCGUUGCUAUGAGCGCUUUGUUGCCACAGGUUUUUGCUGUUAUGUGACAAGUUUUUCCAGCCUCACUGAACUAGACAGACAUUACAUUAAAAAUUGACUCAUAUUAUGAUUUACAUUUAUAGGUGUCACAUAAAUGCAACAAACAAUAGAACUAUCUUUUUAACAACAACUUUUCUGAAGUUAGAGCCAGUCUGAUGUUAUUUUAUUCCCUGUAAAAGUCAGAAGCAACAGGUAUCCUCAUGCAUUGCUAUUGUCUUUAAUUAGAGACAGUUAAUAUGUUUUAAAAAUAAUUAUGAUCUUUCAUAUGUCACAUGAA
Messenger RNA from Cyprinodon variegatus (sheepshead minnow), 1341 nucleotides. RefSeq names its product retinoschisin-like (gene rs1a). The record is from RefSeq and is a predicted model, not a curated record. Bases 41 to 736 code for a protein of 231 amino acids. NCBI's taxonomy places the organism in Eukaryota, Metazoa, Chordata, Actinopteri, Cyprinodontiformes, Cyprinodontidae. The transcript is spliced from 6 exons.